Prunus dulcis (almond) is the source of this 1038-nucleotide messenger RNA. RefSeq lists its product as uncharacterized. Lineage: Eukaryota; Viridiplantae; Streptophyta; Magnoliopsida; Rosales; Rosaceae. The record is from RefSeq and is a predicted model, not a curated record. The transcript is spliced from 3 exons. Gene Ontology annotation, molecular function: nucleic acid binding. Bases 1 to 1038 code for a protein of 345 amino acids.
AUGGUGGGUACCAGGUUAUAUGUUCCUAAUGAUAAAGCUCUAAAGAGGGAAAUUCUUGAGGAGGCCCAUGGUUCAGCUUUUGCAAUGCACCCUGGAAGUACUAAAAUGUAUCAUACUUUGAGAGAGCACUACUGGUGGCCUUUUAUGAAGAAAGAAAUAGCAAAAUAUGUCAGGAAGUGCUUAAUUUGUCAGCAAGUGAAAGCAGAACGGCAGAAACCAUCAGGGCUAUUGCAACCACUUCCAAUUCCUGAAUGGAAGUGGGAACAUCUUACUAUGGAUUUCGUAUUCAAGCUUCCUCGAACACAGAAUAAGCAUGAUGGAGUUUGGGUAAUCGUGUUUCGACUCACCAAAUCCGCCCAUUUCUUACCGGUGAGAGCAAACUACACGCUAAAUAAGUUGGCUAAGCUCUUCAUAGAUGAGAUAGUGAGACUUCAUGGGGUGCCAUUUCGGGGUGACUGUGAUGAGAAGUUGCCACUUAUGGAGUUUGCCUAUAAUAACAGCUAUCAGGCGAGUAUCAAGAUGUCCCAAUUUGAUGCCUUAUAUGGGAAACAGUGUAGAACUCCAUUCUAUUGGGAUGAAAGCUAUGCAGACAAUAGAAGGAAAGACCUCCAGUUUGAGAUUGGUGAUUGGGUAUUUCUGAAGUUAUCGCCUUGGAAGGGUGUAGUGAGAUUUGGGAGGCGAGGAAAACUAAGUCCUCUCUAUAUUGGGCCUUAUGAGAUUGUGGAGCGUGUAGGCCCAGUAGCUUACAGGCUUGCUUUGCCUUCAGAUCUUUCCCGGUUGCACGAUGUAUUCCAUGUUUCGAUGCUCCGGAAGGACAUUUCUGAUCCUUCUCAUAUUUUGGAAGAACAACCAAUAGAAUUUCAAGAAGAUUUGACUUAUGUAGAGCAACCAGUUCAGAUUUUGGAUUGGAAGAUGCAAGUAUUGCGUUCGAGGGAGAUCCCACUUGUGAAGGUCUUAUGGAGAAGUCAUAAUGUGGAAGAGGCCACAUGGGAACCUGAGGACCAAAUGCGGGAACAGUACCCUUACCUCUUCGAAUAA